CUUCACUAAUACACAUCACCAGCAUUCAAACGGUCUGGUUCACUGAUUCGAACACUCAAGAUGGUUCUCGCUCUUAUUACUCUUGUUGUUUCGGCUUUUUUGAUUCCAGAAGUUCUCGCUGAUCCAUGCGGUGAUUCCAACUGGAGAUAUUUCCCACAAACCAAUUCCUGUUAUAAGCUCAUUGAUGAAAACCUUCCAUGGACAAUUGCCGAGUUCAAGUGCCUCUUCCAAGGUGCUCAUCACGUCUCCAUUGACAGUCCAGAAGAGAAUCAAUUCGUUCACGAAUUGUCUCGUUGGUCUGAGAUUUGGACUGGAGCAGCUUUCUUUGGAAAAGAUCAGCAUUACGUCAACUCUGAUGGUUCUCGUUAUGGAAACUUUGAGAACUGGAAGGACGGAAGAAAACCACCAAUGAACCGUGCUCGUCGUUGCAUCAAGAUGGACGGAAACGGAGAAUGGUUCCAAUCCUGCUGCAAGAAGAAGACUUUCACCAUUUGCGAGAAGAAAGCCGCCUACUCUGCAAGCUCCUACUCUGGAUCCAACAACUCCGUAAAUGGAUUCCGUUUCAUGCGUCACCGCUCUUAAAUGUGCCCAUCAAAUGACAAUUUCGAGCGUUUCGAAAGGAAUGAACCAGAAAAAUCUUCGAAUGAUACUCAUCUGCUAAGCUUUUAGAUGCUUUUGCUAUUUUGCCCCCCUGCCUGCUUACGUGUACAAUUUCUUCUGUUGUAAAUUUUCUUGAAUCAUAAAGAAAUGAAUAAACCUACUUGCAAGUG
This is a messenger RNA of Caenorhabditis elegans, 770 nucleotides long. It is a transcript of the gene clec-1, whose product is annotated as C-type lectin domain-containing protein. The record is from RefSeq and is marked reviewed. NCBI's taxonomy places the organism in Eukaryota, Metazoa, Nematoda, Chromadorea, Rhabditida, Rhabditidae. The coding region runs from base 61 to 582 and encodes 173 amino acids. The transcript has 4 exons. Gene Ontology annotation, molecular function: carbohydrate binding.